Penicillium argentinense is the source of this 2340-nucleotide messenger RNA. RefSeq lists its product as uncharacterized. The record is from RefSeq and is a predicted model, not a curated record. Gene Ontology annotation, molecular function: protein binding. The coding region runs from base 1 to 2340 and encodes 779 amino acids. Gene Ontology annotation, cellular component: kinesin complex. The transcript is spliced from 4 exons. Lineage: Eukaryota; Fungi; Ascomycota; Eurotiomycetes; Eurotiales; Aspergillaceae.
AUGGAAUCGAUAUCAUUCCCCGGGAGCAACCAUGGGCUCCAGGUCGGAAUUAGCCAUGGCCCGAUCAACGCGGAAUUCCAUCUUCCGCCGGAGCGGCCAGAAACCCCACCUAGCCCUCUAUCGACUGUCCCAUUCCCGCGCGAUCCGCACUUUGUCAGUCGCAACACACUGCUCCAUCAGAUUCACGAGAAAGGCUCUGUGCCCGGGUCGAGAAUAGCGCUAGUCGGCCUCGGCGGUGUUGGGAAAUCACAGCUUGCCAUCGAAUACUCCUAUCGGGUCCGAUCCGAAUCGCCAACAACAUGGAUUUUCUGGGUAUAUGCGAGUAACGAAGCCCGGUUCGAGCAAAGUUUUCGGGAUAUUGCAGACCAAGUCAAAAUUCCGGGUCGUCAGAAUCCAAAGACGAACAUAUUCAAGCUGGUUGAAAACUGGCUCCUAGAUGAGAAGAGAGGAAAGUGGAUUUGUAUCCUUGACAAUGCUGAUGACGACGGGUUCCUUUGUUUGCUUCCAACGGCAGGCAAAGGCCAUCUAGCGAGAGGCCUAACGAACGCUUCCACGAAACCACUAUUAGAAUAUAUCCCUAGAAGCCAGAAUGGCUUUAUUAUUAUCACGAGUCGGAGCAAAGAAGUCGCACUCAAGAUGGUGAAUCAUAAAGAUCUCAUUGAAGUCAAUCCGAUGGAAAGCUCUGAAGCACUAGAGCUUCUCCGAAAAACGCUCGAUCAAACCGAGCAAAGCCCAGGGAGUGAACAGUUAGUGGAAGAGCUCGAGUUUAUGCCACUAGCGAUCGUCCAGGCCGCUUGCCUUAUUCGAAAUCGGGCGCCUCGCUAUUCGAUAUCACUAUACCUGAGAGACUUUCAAGGCAGUGAUAUCGAAGCGACAAAGCUUCUCAAAAGCGAGGCCAGUCGACUUGUCCGGGAUUGGGAAGCAAAUAACUCAAUCCUCGGGACUUGGCAAAUUUCAUUCGACUAUAUUCGCCAUACAAGACCUUCUGCGGCAGAUCUACUUUCUCUCAUGAGCUUCUUCGACCGGCAGGGGAUACCAGAGAGCUUGAUCCGGCUUGGGCCUAAGGCCAGCAACUCCUCAGAACUCUUUGACGACUCUAGUGACACGGAGAUAUCUGAAUCCGACAAAGGCCCUGAAUUCGAAGAUGAUAUCACCACUUUAAGAAAUUACUCGUUCAUAUCUGUCAGGGGGCGGUGGGAGGAGGCGGAGCAGCUCAACGUGCAGGUCAUGGAGUCUCGCAAGAUGAAGCUCGGUGUGGAUCAUCCCGACACGUUGACCAGUAUGGCCAACCUAGCAUCAACAUAUUGGAACCAGGGCCGCUGGGAGGAAGCAGAGCAGCUCAACGUGCAGGUCAUGGAGUCUCGCAAGAUGAAGCUCGGCGUGGGCCAUCCCUCCACCCUGACUAGUAUGGCCAACCUAGCGUCGACGUAUAGGAAUCAGGGCCGCUGGGAGGAGGCAGAGCAGCUUCAGGUGCAGGUCAUGGAGAGGAGCAAGGCAAAGCUCGGCGUGGACCAUCCCUCCACCCUGACUAGUAUGGCCAACCUAGCGUCGACGUAUAGGAAUCAGGGCCGCUGGGAGGAGGCAGAGCAGCUUCAGGUGCAGGUCAUGGAGAGGAGCAAGGCGAAGCUCGGCGUGGACCAUCCCUCCACCCUGACUAGUAUGGCCAACCUAGCGUCGACGUAUAGGAACCAGGGCCGCUGGGAGGAAGCAGAGCAGCUCAACGUGCAGGUCAUGGAGACUCGCAAGUCUAAACUCGGCGUGGGCCAUCCCUCCACCCUGACCAGUAUGGCCAACCUAGCAUCGACAUAUUGGAACCAGGGCCGCUGGGAGGAGGCAGAGCAGCUCGACGUGCAGGUCAUGGAGUCUCGCAAGAUGAAGCUCGGUGUGGAUCAUCCCGACACGUUGACCAGUAUGGCCAACCUAGCAUCGACAUAUUGGAACCAGGGCCGCUGGGAGGAGGCAGAGCAGCUCCACGUGCAGGUCAUGGAGUCUCGCAAGAUGAAGCUCGGUGUGGAUCAUCCCGACACGUUGACCAGUAUGGCCAACCUAGCAUCGACAUAUUGGAACCAGGGCCGCUGGGAGGAGGCAGAGCAGCUCAACGUGCAGGUCAUGGAGUCUCGCAAGUCUAAACUCGGCGUGGACCAUCCCGACACGCUGGCAAGCAUGGCCAAUCUCGCUUUCACCUGGAAGUCUUCAGGUCAUCAUACCCGGGCCCUAGAUUUGCUACGAGAUUGUCUGUCCAAGCAGAGGCAAUCACUGGGGCCCAAUCAUCCCCAAACCUUAUCUCAUUCCGAAACCUUGCUGGAGUGGGAAAUAGAGUUGUUAAAUUUUGAUACAUAG